CGACAACCCACACGGGUGUGUGAGGACUGAGCAGUGGCCAGUGGGCGUGGUGCUCUCAUCUGCUCUCUCUCUCUCCCCAAACCUCCUCUAAACCCACGCUUACCGGCGACCGGCGCGCCGGAGGAGGAGCCGACCCAACAAUGCCGCCGCCCACGCCUCCGCUCCUCCUCCUCCUCCUCCUCAUCGUCGCCAUCCUACCGCUCGCAGCCUCCCACGGCCACACAACCCGCCGGCUCCUCCAGACCGACCCCACCAUCUCCCCUGCCCCCCCACCCCCUCACCGCCACCACCGCCACACCCCGCCGGCCACUCCCUCCACCCCGCCGCAACCACCAGCACCGCCCCUCCCUCCUCCGCCCCCGCCAUCUCGCCGCCACCACCGCGCAUCACCCCCGCCGCACCAGACCCCAUCUCCUCCGGCGCCGCCCCCAAAUCCGAAUCUUGCGCCGCCGACGCCGAGGUUCUCCUCCACGUCCACCACCCCGGUACCCACGCCGGUCAGCGAGUACCCCUUCACCAACUACCCCUUCUUCCCCACCUUCUCCCCGCCGCCGCCACCUCCCCCCUCCACCGCCGACCAGACCCAGCCAUCCUCCUCCUCCGGCGACGGCGACGCGUCCCGCACCUUCCCGGCCAACAUCUCCACCCUGGUCGCCCCCAACGCCGGGAGCGGCGGCGGCGGCAGCGUUAGCCGCACCUCCCGCGGCUUCCCGGUGCUGCAGGCGCUGCUGCUCGCCUUCCUCUCGCUCUGCCUGCUGCUCCUCUCCGCGCUCCUCUCGCUCCACCUCUUCCGCCGCCUCCGCCGGCCCUCCUCUUCCGGCCACCGCCGCGCAUCAGACGCCGCUAACGGGGCGGCCGCCUCCUCCUCUGCCGCGACGGCGCGGCGGGAUGAUGGGGACGACGAGGAGGAGGACGGCGACGAGGAGGGACGCAGGCUCAAGCCACCGCCCAUGCCCACCUCCUCCUCCAACCCCAGCACCGAGUUCCUCUACCUCGGCACGCUCGCCACCCCGCCGCCGGGCCCGGCUCCGCACCCGCGCCCCGGCUCGCCCGAGCUCCGCCCGCUCCCGCCGCUGCCCCGCGUCGGCCCGCCCUCCGGCGAGUUCGGCUCCCGCAGCUCCGCGUCCGACCCCAGCACCGUGCCCCGCGCGGCCGCCGGGGCGGCCGCCGGCGACGCAUCGUCCUCCUCCCUCUCGCCUUCCUCGCCGUCGGCAACCUCCCCCACGCUCGGCUCCAGCCCCGUCCACAUCCGCCCGCCGUCCAUCCCGCAGCCCCGCGGCCGUGCCCCCAACCCGUCUCCCCCCAAACGCAGGCCACCGCCGCCGCCACCACCAACUCAAUCUUGGAACCCCUUCGUGCCCGUCCCGCCGACACAAGCCGCUCCCCACUCCGACGACGACGGCGACUCCUCCUCCACCAACGCGGCGGCGAUGUUCAAGUCCCGGCCCCUGCACUCCGACAAGCUCAAGCCCGGAUCUCUGCACAUGAAGGAUGAGAUGAUCCAGCUCUACCUGAACAACUCCGCGGCGGCGGCGAGGGAGGUGUGCGUGCUCGGCGCGCCGCGGUGCCACGGCAUUGGGGUGGUGCUGGGUGCACUGGGUUUCUCCGAGGAGCAAGUGCGUGAUGCGCUCUUGGAAGGCAAUGCACAUGGUUUGGGAGUAGAAGCCCUGCGGAUGCUCGCUCAGUUGGUUCUCACCAAUGAGGAAGAACUUAAGCUGAGAUAUUUCAAGGAUGAUCCACCUGCCAAGCUUUGCUCGGUCGAUGCUUUUCUGAAGACGAUACUGGAUGUACCAUUUGCAUUCAAGAGAGUGGAUGCUAUGCUCUAUGUUUCUAACUUUUAUCUGGAGGUCAAUCAGCUGAGAAUGUCCUACACUACUCUCGAGGCAGCCUGCCAGGAGCUGAGGAGCAGCAGGCUAUUCCACAAGGUUCUUGGGGCGGUCCUCAACUUUGGCAACAUGAUGAGCAUCAACACAGGCUCUCCAAAUUCAAAUGCACUGGAGCCCAACACGCUCCUGAAGAUAGUCGACGUCAAAGGUGCCGACGGCAAGGCGGCGCUCCUACAGUUUGUCGUCCAGGAAAUCAUGAAGCCUGAAGGACACAACAAUCUGAACCCGACAUGCAAGACGAACGCGAGCACGAGUCCGCCGUACGACGUCGACUGCAGGAAGCACGGCCUCCAGGUCGUCUCCAAGCUCGCCGCCGAGCUGACCAGCACCAAGAAGGCCGCGUCGGUUGACAUGACGGGCCUCAGCCGGAGCGUGUCGGAGCUCGGGGUCGGCCUCGGGAAGGUCCACGACGUGCUGAGGCUGAACGGCAUGAUGGCCUCGGCCGAGAGUGCCCGGCGGUUCCAUAAUGCGAUGAGCGCGUUCCUGCGGCAGGCCGAGGAGGAGAUCGUCAGGCUCCAGGGCCAGGAGAGCGUGUGCCUGUCGUCGGUGAGGGAGAUGGCCGAGUACUUCCACGGUGGUGACUCGGCCGGCGAUGAGGAGGCUCGCUUGUUUAGGGUCUUUGCUGGCGUCAGGGAGUUCGUGGCAAUGCUCGACCGGAUCUGCAGAGAGGCCGGGGAGGUCCAGGGCGUCGGUUCGACGCCGGUGAGCUGGGUGGCUGCUGGCUCGCCCAUGGGGGCGACGCCCUGAGCCGGUGAUGGUUCUGUCUGGAAAUUGUUAUGAGCAUCUGUUUUGGUAGAACAUAUGGUAUGAAGUUGUCUCCAGAACUGUUAUGUUUUCUAGGGUAGACCAGAACAAUAUUAAACAUCUAUCUAUAUAUAUAGUGCAGUAGUAUGUUGUAUAAAGAACAUUGGUAAGUUUAUCCAUCACAUGUAAGGUUAUUAUCUAGAAUGGAACUUGAAAUGA
This is a messenger RNA of Hordeum vulgare subsp. vulgare (domesticated barley), 2849 nucleotides long. Its product is annotated as formin-like protein 14. NCBI's taxonomy places the organism in Eukaryota, Viridiplantae, Streptophyta, Magnoliopsida, Poales, Poaceae. Gene Ontology annotation, biological process: actin nucleation; actin cytoskeleton organization. Bases 141 to 2633 code for a protein of 830 amino acids. The transcript has 4 exons. Gene Ontology annotation, molecular function: actin filament binding. The record is from RefSeq and is a predicted model, not a curated record.